AAAAAAGAACUUAUUACCUUAAGGAGGAUUAGAUAUCAUGGAUUUCGACGACAAGAGUUUUGUUCUUAGUUUGCUCAAAUCUCUCAUUUUAAUGUUGUUUUUGUUUGCUACGGCGAAGGCGGUCACCAAUCCUGAAGUAGAGGACGAAACUUCGUUUUCCUAUGUCAUUGGCGCUCCCGACGGGCCACAAAAUUGGGGCAACCUUAAUCCGAAUUGGACACUCUGUAAUACAGGAAGAAGGCAGUCUCCUAUUAAUAUUAUUUACUUUCAAGCCGUGCCCCGUCCUCUAGGAGAUUUGAUCCGCCAAUACCAAGCAGCUCCGGCCGUACUAAAAAAUAGAGGGCGCGAUAUCGAGGUAGAAUGGACCGGAGACGCAGGCGGCAUCGUGAUAAAAGGAACUUAUUAUGAGCUGGUUCAAUGUCAUUGGCAUAUUCCUGCUGAACAUAAAAUCAAUGGAGUUAGGAAAAACAUGGAAUUGCAUAUCGUUCAUGAGAGCCCUCAAGGAAAUAUUGCUGUUGUCGCCUACCUUUACAUCAUAGGACCGGCUGAUCCUUUUCUCGAACGAUUUAUUCCAUUUCUACCAUCCAAUCGUCAAGGAGUCAGUGUGGGAGUCGUUGAUCCAUCCGACAUUGGAUUUUCGAGUAGGGAAUACUAUCGAUAUAAUGGUUCGCUCACAGUUCCACCGUGCUCGGAAAAUGUUACUUGGACAGUAUUCAGGAAGGAAAAAACUGUCUCACCUCAGCAAAUUUCAGCAUUACAAAAUUCUGUGAACAAUGGGAUUACAGGAAAUGCGAGACCGAUUCAACCAUUGAAUGGAAGAACUGUUUACGUUUAUCGACCAAACUAGUUCAACUAAUAAAUUUCCAAAUAUACCGAAAAUAAAUAAAUACAACAUGCUAAUUUGUUGUUUGCUAAUAGGAAUAUCGAAAUGCUACUUACAUUGUAUGAUGUUAGAUCUGUUCGCAAGUAAGCAUUAAUGUAUCGAGUAUGCAUGUCAGUUUAUGCAUGCGAAAUAGAAGAAAUAUUACUACAUAGUUGCAAAAUUA
Molecule: messenger RNA, 1046 nt
Organism: Andrographis paniculata
Lineage: Eukaryota; Viridiplantae; Streptophyta; Magnoliopsida; Lamiales; Acanthaceae
Product: alpha carbonic anhydrase 4-like
Exons: 7
Coding region: 38-847 (269 amino acids)
Molecular function (GO): zinc ion binding; carbonate dehydratase activity
Source: RefSeq, a predicted model, not a curated record